This is a messenger RNA of Penicillium atrosanguineum, 474 nucleotides long. RefSeq names its product GNAT family N-acetyltransferase. Lineage: Eukaryota; Fungi; Ascomycota; Eurotiomycetes; Eurotiales; Aspergillaceae. The record is from RefSeq and is a predicted model, not a curated record. The coding region runs from base 1 to 474 and encodes 157 amino acids. Gene Ontology annotation, molecular function: N-acetyltransferase activity. The transcript has a single exon.
AUGCGGACCCAUCGCCCAGGUGAUAUAGGCUUUAUCAUUCAUCGCCACGGAAUACUCUACCAUGAAGAAUUUGGCUGGGAUGAGCGCUUCGAGGCUCUCGUUGGGCGCAUUGCCGCAGAUUUCAUCGAACAGCUCGACCCCGCAGUGGAGCGGUGUUGGAUUGCCGAACGAGAGGGGCAGUUCCUUGGAUGCAUCAUGCUAGUGAAAGAUCGACUACAGGAGCAAACGGCUAAGCUUCGCCUUUUGUUAGUGGAGCCGAGUGCCCGGGGCCUCGGUGUUGGUCGGGCUUUAGUGCGACAUUGCACUGAAUUUGCGAAGGAAGUGGGCUAUGAGAAGAUCGUGUUGUGGACUCAGAGCACAUUGGUAACUGCUCGGCGGAUAUAUAAGAAUGAAGGGUAUCAGCUUACUCAAACGGAAGAGCAUGAUACAUUCGGGAUCAAAUUGACAGGUGAACUUUGGGAAUUGAAGCUAUAG